AAAUGAAGCAACGAUAACCCACCCAGAAACUAUAUUUAGUUGCACUAUAACAUAAAUCACCCUGAAUUUAGCAAAUCAUGUAGUUCACAUUCAUCUCUCUCCCAUUUCUAUAGCGUAUGCUUGAAUCUCCUCCUUUUUUCACACCCACUUACAUUAUUAUGACCACAUACGGAACAAUUCCGGCCGAGUUGCCGCCAUCAUCGAACUUCAUUUCCCGAGCUAAAGAGCAGAUCCGAUCUGGCCUUGGGACUCGAAGACAAUGGAAGGAGAUGGCGAAUUUCAAAUCCAUAAACCUCCCUUCAAAUAUAAACGAAUCCAUACAAAGAAUCAGAACCAAUGCGGCGUAUUUUCGUGUGAAUUACAUGAUCAUCGUGUUGUUCGUCCUCUUCAUUACCUUGCUUUGGCACCCCGUAUCGCUCAUAGUCUUCAUCAUCAUGAUGGCUGCGUGGUUGUUCCUUUAUUUCCUACGUGACGACCCGGUAUCGAUCAAAGGGUUCGUCAUCGACGACCGGGUCGUGAUGACGGGGCUGUUGGUCGCCACCAUUGCAUUGCUUAUGUUAACCGACGUGACGGAUACUAUCAUCGUUGGCCUUUCGGUUGGAUUGGCUGUCAUUUUGGCACAUGGGAUGACGAGAAGUACUGAUGAUUUGUUCAUUCGCGAUGAAGAAGAAGUGAUACAAUCGCCCGCCCCGGUGUCGGUGUGCAUCGCCGAAGAAUCGGUGCCGUUAAAGAACACGGCGUCCUCUUCUUAUUCUUUGUCCUAACAGUCUCUCAUGAAUGCUUCCGUUGAUGUUGUUCAAUUUCGAACCAUAUAUGCAUGAAUUAGGGUUAAAGUUUGUAUAUUAUAUAUUUUGCUGCAUUAAAUUAUAAAAUUUAGUCUUCAUCAUUAAUCACUUUAUAGGGACACCAUAGCAUUUUGUCACAAUAAUGCUCAAUUAUGGGUGGAAUGGCACUGCAUAUUACAGAAAUUAAUUUGAUGCCAAUGAAGAUGCUGUUUUAUGCGAAGUCAUUUUGUUGAUGGAGAAAAUAGCAGAGGUGAAGCCAUGGACAGAAU
Messenger RNA from Gossypium arboreum, 1054 nucleotides. Its product is annotated as PRA1 family protein F3-like. The record is from RefSeq and is a predicted model, not a curated record. Gene Ontology annotation, biological process: vesicle-mediated transport. Gene Ontology annotation, cellular component: endoplasmic reticulum; Golgi apparatus. The transcript has a single exon. NCBI's taxonomy places the organism in Eukaryota, Viridiplantae, Streptophyta, Magnoliopsida, Malvales, Malvaceae. Bases 117 to 764 code for a protein of 215 amino acids.